CUAUCAAUUGUCUCACAGAUAGGUCUGGAACUUUCAAGCUGUGGCUACAAGAAUCUUUCUAGCAGAUGCAGGAAAAGCUUCUUUAAGUUCACAGCUUGUGCAGCACAGAAGGAGACAGUAGAGUUUGGACUCAACGAGAACAAAACAGCCAAUGUUUGGUGCUUGACACGUUAUUUAUAAGUCUUGGUCCUCAGAUUACAGCAUGGGAAGUUCACCUGAAGGGUGUUGACAACAGCACAGAAAAAGAAAGCAGCUGUGGAAAUCUUCCUGUGAAUGGUGCCCCAGACGGUGACGAAAUAGAGGCUUCAAAGGAGAAAAAAAAGUUUCUGGACCCUGUUAUGGACCCUCAGCAAGUUGCCCCAUACAGUCGUAGACGCGGCCAUCCUGUAGAGAGCUAUAGAGUUCCUGAUUCAGACCAGGUUCCUGUCCCAGCAUCUUUUAAGUUUCAGGAGCUGAUGUCACUGAAAGUUCCACCUGAACUGCACAAUGCUGCUGAGACUUUGUGGAAGUACUAUCCUGUCCGAGACAACGACCCCAAUAUCAAGGAGUUCUUCAGAACUUUGGGAAAAGCCUUCAAAGAGUCUGACUCAGCACAAAGCAGCAAGACAUCGUCCAGUCAUGCAGGGACAGUUAAGAUCCACAAAAUCGUGACAGGAAAAACGUUUGGAGCUGACGAAGCUCUGCUGAAACACCUGAACUGUAAGGAGCUGCAGGUGAAGAUGACGGACCGGCAGGGAUGUGACAUCAUCAUUCUCUUCUGUCCAAUCACCUCUCGUGUUGGCUCAGAUGUGGAGUUGGCCAUGACUAAGGUGUCAGGUGAAGAACGAGUUAUUCUGAUCCUGAUGCACCACACCCGAGACGUGGACUACUCAACUGCUGCAAAAAGGUGGUCAGAAACCUUUAGCAACGUCGUCUUCGAUGUCAGUGUUCUCUACCAUGAGACUGUGCCAGGAUUACUGAAGUGUCUGAAAAACAUGGAGGCGAUCAGUGGCAUACGUAAAGAGUUAAUGCAGUACAGUAGCAGUAUGGUGCAGUACAGUAGCAGGACAAAUCAAAGCUUUCUUCGCAAACAGUGGGAAAGAUACCGCCCAUGGUAACACUGAUGGUGUUUGGUAGGGAGUGGCUCCAGCAGAGAUCAAUAACUAACAAAAAAAGAAACAAGUACACACUCUAAAUGAUGACUAUAUUAUUAGUAUAAUGUUUCAUGUAUAUAACAUGUAGUUUAGAGUCACAGACACCUAAAUUAAACUGUGUCAAUAUGAAACCAAACCUGACAUGAAAUCCAAGUCUUACUGGUGAAAAUGGAAUUAUGAAAUAAAAAAUAAAACUAAUCAUUGUACAACUGUUCUUGUUGAAACUCCUGCUGCUUGAUAUCACUGUAUAACUGCUGUAUACAUGUGAAGCUGUGGAAGGACUGAUAGAUGGAGGGAUAUAUGUACUGUACUGCAAAGAUGGGAAUGUCUCUGAAAAUAAUGAAUUACAUUUAUCAAGUAAUAUUUGUAAGCAAGAAGAAAAAUACCAUUGCAGUUGAAAAGUAUAAAACCAUCCUGAACAAUAUCAACAUUUUAAAAAAAGUCUGAAAAUGGUGUAACAUGAGAUGGUUCAUUGUGUUUCUAUUACAGAAACCUAUGUUGUUAUUUUUUUUAGCACAAUUGCUAGUAUCUGUUCCAUUAAUUACUUUAAAACAUUUGUUUUAUUCUGAAGUGAGCUUGUUUUUAAUAAAUCACUGCAGUUACUCCAUAAAUUCACUCCUUUACCUGAAAUACAAUCAGUUUUGUGCAUUGAUCCUCCAAUUCCUGUUCAGUAAUAGUGACUUUCUCUCAUUUUAAACACAUUUCUCAUGCAGUUAGGUGAUUUAAUUGUAAGCUCUCUAUGAUUUAAGUUAAUAAAUGUCAACCAAAUGUC
Molecule: messenger RNA, 1905 nt
Organism: Amphiprion ocellaris (clown anemonefish)
Lineage: Eukaryota; Metazoa; Chordata; Actinopteri; Pomacentridae
Exons: 8
Coding region: 339-1097 (252 amino acids)
Source: RefSeq, a predicted model, not a curated record